Molecule: messenger RNA, 743 nt
Organism: Octopus sinensis (East Asian common octopus)
Lineage: Eukaryota; Metazoa; Mollusca; Cephalopoda; Octopoda; Octopodidae
Exons: 2
Coding region: 1-555 (184 amino acids)
Source: RefSeq, a predicted model, not a curated record
AUGGUUAAUGAGAUGAACGGAGAAUGUACAAUGUGGACUGGAAAAACCACACACUGUGUGGUUGGUGGACAACUUUAUUCCCAUACUGGUGGCGGAAGUAAUCUCUUAUGUCUACCAAAUGAUCCCAUUUGGGCCAAUUAUACAACAGGAGAUGAAAAAGGUGGUUACAUUUAUGGCAGUGAAUAUCAAAUAGGUAUAUACCUGACUAAUAAAAUCUUUUCUUUUGCUAAAGCUAAAUCGCUUGAAGAUCACAACGUUCCGUGCGCUGUCUGUUUGACACGACAACCUGCUGUUGUUAUGAUGUUACCAGCCAGGACAAAGUGUUACGCUGGUUGGAGAGCUGAGUAUUCGGGAUAUUUGAUGGCCAAUUAUUACUUACAUAAGGGCAGACAAGAAUAUGUGUGUGUGGACUACGCACCAGAAGCUGAUCCAGCAGGUUACAGAAACGAAAAUGGAGCUCUAUUAUAUUUCGUUGAGGCUGUUUGUGGUUCAUUGCCAUGUCCACCGUAUGUCAAUGGUCGAGAAUUAACCUGCGUUGUGUGCAGUAAAUAUUGAAUAGAAAUUAAAUUCGGUUCCAUAUGAAAAUAUGUCUGUGAAUUACAAUAAAUAACAUAAAAUUUUAAUUGUGUUACCUAAUAUUUUCCUUAAAGUAUGUAUAUCGUUAAAAUAAACUGGUAUACUAGUCUUCAGAAGAUAUUGAAAACCAAUCAAAGGAGGCGAUGUAGAAUGCCAGAAAUAUCCUC